Nezara viridula (southern green stink bug) is the source of this 1134-nucleotide messenger RNA. NCBI's taxonomy places the organism in Eukaryota, Metazoa, Arthropoda, Insecta, Hemiptera, Pentatomidae. The record is from the annotation of a GenBank genome assembly.
UGAAAGUUGCGUAGCAGAGAUGCCCAUACUUCGCUAGAUCGCUAAGUAAAUAUUUCAGGAUUGCAUACGUUCGUUUUGAUCACCUGUUCAAGAUGCACCACCAUUUAAGACUGCAAAACUGAACUGAUGAGCAUCAAUUCAAAUGGCGAGGAUGAAGAUGAUCUGCUUCUUACUCCUGAAGAAGAUUUAAAUUUAAAAAUUAGUAAACAAAAUAUGGGACUUUUAUCUGUCGAAAAUGUGAGAAGAUAUUACUUUUGGGCCACACAGUUUAUUGGUUUACUGAUUGUGUGUUUAACCCUAGUUCAUAUAAUUCAACAUAAAAAUGGUUUUGGUGGUAGAAGCUAUCCAAAGCUUGAAUUUAAUUGGCAUUACAUUUUCAUGAUGCUUGGAUUCACAUACUUUUUUGCUAACGCAUUGACAGUUUUUCGAUUGAUGCCGUUGCUAUCAAAACAAAAAUUAAAAUAUAUUCAUUUGGGAACAAAUGGAGCAGUUAUUUUUUGUGCUGCUCUUGGACUGUUUUUCGUAAUAGAUGAAAGAGAUAUUCUAGGGAAAGCACAUUUUCAAUCACUUCACAGCUGGAUAGGAAUAUUUACCAUUGGACUCCUCGUGGUUCAGUUUAUUCUUGGAAGUGUGUUUUACUUAUCUCCAAAAAUCUCACUUUCUUACAAAGAAGCUAUGAUGCCAUGGCAUGUAAAAAUUGGAAUCUCAGCUUUUAUCCUUGGUAUAGGUGCAAUCAUUACUGGACUGAAAAAAGGAAGUUCAGAUUCUGAGAGACUUCUUAUCAACUUUACCGGAGCAUUCGUCAUAAUUUAUUGUUUUUUUAUUUUGCAUGUAUUAAAUGACACCAAAUAUAAGUUUAAUUACAGAUUGAGAUAGAUCUAUAUAUAAUUAAUUAACUAUGUACAUUAAUAAUUAUUGUAAAAAAAUCUAUUCUAAACUUAAAAUAAGUUGACCAUAAUACCUAAUCUAUGAUAUUAAAUUUUAAAUGAUAGUUUACCAUCCAUGUUUUCAAAUUUAUACUUAAGCAAAAGUUUAUUUAAUUUUUAUAUAUUUUAUUUUGUACAAAAUACUGUAUAUAGUUUAAAUCCAUUUCUUACAAAUAUAAUAUCAUUUACAGACCUUAUUAAUUAAAAU